CCCCACUGAAGGUGUGACAGAUGGUGCUGAGGGUUGUUCGAUUGCUGUGUUUGAGGCAGUAUGGAACCCAUGGGAUACCUUCAUUUCUUCUUUACCAGCCAGGGGCGGACUGACAACUCAUGGGGUUCCCGGGCAAUAGGGGAUCAUGGGGCCCCUGUGUCCUUGCCCAAACUCAAAAAAAGCCUAUGAAAAAGGUACCAGGGGCAUCUCAUGGGGCCCCCUACUGACCCCGGGCCCACGGGCAGUGCCCGAGUUUCCAAAUGGUCAGUCCGCUCCU
Molecule: messenger RNA, 277 nt
Organism: Staurois parvus
Lineage: Eukaryota; Metazoa; Chordata; Amphibia; Anura; Ranidae
Source: the annotation of a GenBank genome assembly